Cladocopium goreaui is the source of this 2488-nucleotide messenger RNA. The record is from the annotation of a GenBank genome assembly. NCBI's taxonomy places the organism in Eukaryota, Dinophyceae, Suessiales, Symbiodiniaceae.
ACCACCUGUACGUGGCAUUGUGGAGUCGGCGUUGAUGCUGUUAGGCUUUCGGGAUGCCAGCUGGGCAUCUGCCAGGGCUGCUUUCGAAGAUCCUGAACGCUUCAAGGAGAAGCUGCGUUCAUUCAACGCAUCGAAAAUCUCCCGUUUGCAGUACCAGAAGCUCCGACGAAGUCUUCAAGCAACCAAGGGACUAGAGCAAAGCAGGAACAAAUGCGGCAGCCUGGAGGAGUGGUGCUGCGCUGUAGCCGAUGUCCUGAGCUCCCGCUACAGCGAAGCUGCUUUAGCCGAAGCGGCAGCCAAGCGUCUUGCUGCUUCAAAUUCAGGCGUGAGUGGAACCAGCGCUGCGCCUUCAAAGCCAGAGCAACUGGAGGCCUGGCUCCAGAUGCCGCCAGCAAUGAAGACCCUCGUGCUUUGGGCCGUCAUGGCCCUCGUGGUCGUAGUCCCCGUUGAGGGCUUGGCCGCACCAAUGCAAAAAGUCAUAGGAGCACUUGAGAAAAUGCAGGCAACAAGUGAGGAGGAGAUGCAAGAAGAGAAGAUACAGUUUACCAAGUUUGAUCAGUUUUGUUCAGCAACUCUGGAUGCCAAAAAGAAAGCCAUCCAACAGACAACAGUUACUUUGGAGAGUAUUACUUCGGAGAUUUCUCGACUGGACAGUGAGGCUGAGAAAAUGGCAACAGAGAUUGCACAGCAUGAGGCAGCAAUCAGGAAUUCUCAAACGCAGCAGUCCAAUGCCACAGAGUUGCGAAAAGCUGAAGAGGAGAAUUUCAACGCCACACAUUUGGAUUUACAGGAGUCAAUCGUUGCCAUCCAGAAGGCACUUCAACAAUUGAAAAAGGAAAAAAAGGAAGACUAUGACCGUCCUCAGUCAACUUCGUCCUUUGUGCAAAGCAACCGUGGACUUGGUGGACUUGAACGCUCCGAAGCAGUGGCCAAAGCCCUGGCUUUGGCUGGAGCAUUUCGCAACAAGCCUGUGCCUCCAAAAGCAGAUGCCUAUGAAUUUCAAUCCGGAAGCAUCAUUGAAGUUUUGGAAGACUUGAAGGACCAGUUCAAGAAGCAAAUUGCCGAAGUGGAGAGUGUGGAGACAAAGAAGAAAAAUAGUCAUGAAUUGCUACUGAGCAGCCUUGACAGUGAGAUUAAAGUCAACAAGAAAGCGACCGAAAAGAAGUCCGGUUUUAAGGACUCGGCUCUCGGUCGCAAGGCUGAAGCAGAGGCUAAGAAGUCUGAUGUGAUGGCAGAUUUGGAGGCUGAUGAAAAAUAUCGAAAUGAUUUGUCUGUGGAGUGCAAGGUGAAAGGCGACGACUUCGCGGAGCGACAGCGCGUUCGAUCCGAUGAGAUUCAGGCUAUGAAAAAAGCUAUUGAUAUUUUGAGAAAUCCUUCCUUUCUGCAAAGCUCACAGACUCCAAUGUCUCCAUUUGCCAAAGCAUCGUCCUUAGCUCUUCUUCGGUCAGCAAAUCGUUCUCCUCCUAUCGCUGAAGCAAUGAAAUUCCUGCAAAAGCGUGCGGAAGAACUGCACAGUCAAAGCCUGCAGAACUUGUUGGUCCGCUUGCAGCAGGUCCCAAAUGUGGCUGUGGAAAAUAUCGUGAAAAUGUUAAAAGAGAAGCUUGAAAAGCUUCAGACCGAAGAUGUGGACGAUUCCAAGCAGAAGGUUUGGUGUAAAGAUGAGCUUUCUGAGAAUGGUGAAGCACGGGAAACAAAGGGUGAUGAGGUGGAGAACCUCAAGGCAGAGAUCGAGCAGCUACAGUCCUCGCUGGUCCAGCGCAGCGAAGAGAACGAAGAACUUGCUGAUGACAUGACUAAGAUGGACAGAAGCAUCCAAGAAGCCACGGCAAUGCGAAACGAGGAGAAGGCUUCGAAUCUGAAAAGUUUGAAAGAAGCCACUGAAGGCAAAGAGGCGCUGAGCGCUGCGAUGGAUGUCCUGCAAAGCUUCUACCAGUCUUUGGCCUUGGUGCAACAAUCUGCUGUGAAGCAAAGGCUGCGGCAGGAAGGAAGAGAGAUCAAGCCAGAGUUCAGUGCAGGAGGCUACAGUGGACAGAGCGGGCAGAACAGCAUCAUCGCUUUGCUGCAGAAAGUAGCAGCCGAUUUUGCCAAAGAGGCAUCAGGUUUGAAAGCAGCAGAGGAUGCUGCAGCAAGUGAGUUCAAACAAUUUCUUUCGAACACAAAGUCAGAUAGAAAGAAAAAGGAAAUUACACAGCAGCACAACACAAUGUCAAUGACCUCUGAAACGGCUUCGCUCGAGCAGAGAAAGAAAGACUUGGCAUCCACAGAAAAGCAACUGGAUGCUGCUUUGGGAUAUUACAAGGAGUUGAAGACGAAAUGCUUGAACUCCAACACAAGAUUUGCUGAUGCUCGAAAAAAGCGUGAGGAGGAGAUCAAGUCGUUGCAGAAUGCCUACAAGAUCCUUUCUGUGAAUUUGUGAAAGCCGGAAGCGAAGUCAAGUUCGGGCUGAAAAAAAAAUGUGCAAUGUGAUUGCAGUUGCAGUGCUCAGCUG